AUGACCAAACGGGAUUUGUGUCAGUACGUUGCGGGGGCCGUGCGCGAAGACAUCCGGGAGAAGCUGGAGCUGAGGGUGGAGUCGCCCGUGGGGACCGAGCCCGCCGUCUACCCGUGGCCGCUGACGGUCUACGAGGAAAAGACACGUAGAGUUAUAUCCAGAGAACAAGUUGCUGGACCGCUCCCUGCAGAAGAACCGGGAAGAGUAAGACCAGGAACACACGUGGAAGAAGAAGAAAGAGAUGAUAAAGUAAAGCCUGGUCACCUCCAGGGCCGCUUCGUGCGCGGUGCCAGUCGGCCCCUCGUCAGGGGGGAGGAGACCCGGGCAGACUCUGCUCCACUGACCUGCAGGUGCCUGUCCGGGACGUGGUCGGAACAGCCGCUGUGCGCAACAGGGACACCCAGGCCUGGCGAGUCUGCGCCCCACCCAGGGCCUCUGGGUUCCUGCGCCGCAGCCCUGGCAUCUCCUGCUGAGAAACCCCAGAGACCGUGCGCCUUCCCCCGAGCCCACCGCCCCGAUGUAGAGCCCAAGGGGGGUGGGGGCUUCACCCCAAACUUGAGAAAGCCACACCUGGGGGCCGGGGCACAAGCGGGGGUCCCACCUUCCCCGCAGGAGCAGACCCCAAGGAGGGUCUAUCUUUUGGAAAUAAAUUUAGACUAACAGGUUUUACACACAGAAUCUUAGAGCUGGGAAAAGUCCUUUGUGUCAUUCAUGUAGCUCCUUAAGAUUUUUUUUUAAUGAGAGGAUGGAUUUCCUUGAGCACGAAUGAAUUUCUAGAAAUGGGUCCCUGGAUCCCAAGGACUGUUUUGGGGAAGAAAGAUGAAUAUAUUCUGUGAACGCCUUAUAGAACUUAUUCUAUAUUGUAGUUCUCUCUGGAAACACAUGUACCGUUGAUCUUUGUAGCAGCCCUUAACAUCCUCAAGAGAAGCUCUCAUUUCCCCAUUAGUACUUGUUAUAGGCUGAAUAUUUGGGUCCCCCAAGCAUUCACAUGUUGACACCCUACCUCCAAUGUGAAGGUAUUAGAAGGUGGGUCUUUUGGGAGAUGAUUAGGAUUUGAUGAGGUCAUCGGGAUGGAGCCCUCGUGAUGAGAUUCUUACCCUUGUGAGAAUCAUGAGAGAGCUGGAUUUUUCUCUCUGCUCUCUGCCCUGUGAGGACACAAUGAAAAGUGGACAGUCUGCAACCCGGAAGAGAGUCCUCACCAGAAGGCGAUGAUCCCGGCACCUAGAUCUCAGACUUCCAGCCUCCAGGACUGAGAAUUACAUUUUUGUUGUUUAUAAGCCCCCACCCCGCCCCAUUUAUGGAACUUUGUGACAAGAGCCCAAACUGACUUAGCAGUCUUUUCUUCAGAUAAAUGGAAGAAUUUGUGCAGCCAUCGAUUUUAUGAUACAAUUUCCCAAAUAACCAAUAUUCUCUCUAUACACUCUGAUUUCUCAACUUUUUUAUUUAUCAAAAUUGUUAUUAAAAAAGCUUCCAUAUUUUUUCCUGAUAAAUUGUUUCCAGUCCAAGUUAUCACUAUAAUGGUUCUAUGAUAUUAAUAAUUUGAGCCCUAAUACCCUGCUUAAAAUAAUCAUUCAUUUGUCUUAUGAAUAACUUCAGGGUUCAAAUGCAAAAGUUUUAAAAGGAUAUACUGUGUAAAACAUCUAUGUCAUCCCUCUGAAGGAAAGAAGGAGGGAAGAAAGGAAGGAGGGAAGAAGGAAGGAAGGAAGGUAGGAAGGAAGGAAAAAACAAUGAAAUUGCCCUCAGUUUAGCUGCCACUUCCUAAGGGAAGCCCUUUCCAACUCCAGACCCCCAGGCAUCACAAAUAAGCUCUCAUGGGACACUGUCCAUACUGUUUGUUGCACGUCAUGUUUCCUGAAAAGCUGAUUCUGAGACAAGGAGAGACUUUCAGGAAGUUUCUUGGGGUGUGUUUUUUGGGAUAAAACAUAGAAUUACCGUAUGACUCAGCAAUUUCACUCCUAAAUCAUUAAAAACAAACACUCAAACAAAUCUGCGUACACACGUGUUUAUAGCAGCACUAUUCACAAUAGAAGAAUCAUGGAAAUAACCCAAAUGUCCAUCAUUGGAUGAAUGAAUAAACAAAUUGUGGCAUAUACCUACAGUGCAAUAGUAAUUCAGUCAUAAAAAGGAAUGGAGCAAUUAAAUAUCAAACAUGACCAAAAACAUUUUUUUAAGGAAUGGAAUACUAAUACAUAUUACAGUGUGGAUGACUCUCAGAAACAUCAUGCUAAAGUGAAAGAUGGGAGACACAAAGAUCAUACGUUGUAUGAUUCCAUUUAUCUAAAAUAUCCAGAAUAAGUAAAUCCAUAGAGAAAGAAAGCAGAUUGGUGGUCUCCAGGGCCUGGUAGAGAGAGCGAAGUAGUAUCUUCUCAAUGGGUACAGAGUUUCCUUUUUGGGGUGAUAAAAAUGUCUGGGGGGGAAAAGUUUUUAAUUGGAAAAUGAUUGAUUAAAAACAAGUCUGUGCGGUAUUUCUUGGUACUGCCUUUCCCAGUUUUGACAGUAAAUGGUCAGGUACACAGUAAAUGGUCAAGUACAACAGCCAUGGUUUGAGAAAGAAAUGAUGACCAGGGCUCAGAACACUCAUUCGGGGACGAGCGUGAGGGUCACCCCACAAAGUAAGCCAUCCAUUUUCGCAGAGAUAUUAUCCAAGGAUGAGGGAAUUGAGAAUGGAUAGCACAGGAGGGAGACAAUGACUAUCAGUUGUGGCCUUGAGGCCACCUACAGUAACACAGGCUAUAGUUCGACCCAUUGACCCUCCUUUCACUAGUAGUUCAUCUCAAUUCACCCUCUCCCCUAAAAACGAUCCAUGGAAACUGUGAAAGAGUUGUUUCCAGAACUUAUGCAAAGACGUUGAUCCAAGUAAAGGCAACAAAAGCAAAAAUAAACAAGGGGGCUACAUCCAACUAAAAAGCACAACAAAGGAAACCAACAACAAAAUGAAAAGGCAGCCUACCAAAUGGGAGAAAAUUUUUAUAAAUCAUAUAUCCUAUAAGGGGUUAGUAUUCAAAUUAUAUGAAGAACUCAUAGAAAAAAUAUCCAACUAAGAAAUGGACAGAGGUUCUGAAUGGACAUUUUUACCGAGAAGAUACAGAGAUGGCCAGCAGAUAGUUAAAAAGGCACCCAAAAUCACUAAUCAGCAGAGAAAUCAAACCACAAAGAGAUGUCACCUCAUACCUGUUAGACUGGCUAAUAUCAAAAAGACAUGAACUAACAAGUGUUGGCAAGGGUUUGGAGA
This is a messenger RNA of Aethalodelphis obliquidens (Pacific white-sided dolphin), 3232 nucleotides long. RefSeq lists its product as uncharacterized. The record is from RefSeq and is a predicted model, not a curated record. The coding region runs from base 1 to 660 and encodes 219 amino acids. The transcript has 6 exons. Lineage: Eukaryota; Metazoa; Chordata; Mammalia; Artiodactyla; Delphinidae.